AUGCCCUUCCUAUCUCACAAAUUGCCUAGUAUCGAUGACAUUCAGGACGGUUCAAUUCUACAGGGAAUGGAUCUCUCCUGGCGAGAUUCUUCUACGUGUCCCACUAUGCCAGAAUAUUUGAAGAUGAUCAGUAAUAAAACAGGUGGGCUGUUCCGGAUCACGAUCCGGUUGAUGCAGCUAGAAAGUACAUGCUCAAGAGACAAUAUACAGCUAGUCGAGAUUCUCGCAAAGCUAUAUCAAAUUCGCGAUGAUUACAAGAAUCUCCGUAGCGAUGUAUACGCCCAGCAGAAGGGUGUAUGCGACGACACUACCGAGGGGAAGUUUUCGUUUUUUAUCGUACACAACGUUCAAGUUGACCCGGAUAGCAAAGUUGUUCGGAACGUCUUGCAGCAAAAGACUGACGAUGGGAGAAUUAAGGAGAGUGUAAUUCUCUGUUUAGAAUCAACUCAUAGCUUCCAGUAUACGGAGGAGGUCUGA
This is a messenger RNA of Penicillium cataractarum, 477 nucleotides long. Its product is annotated as terpenoid synthase. Lineage: Eukaryota; Fungi; Ascomycota; Eurotiomycetes; Eurotiales; Aspergillaceae. Gene Ontology annotation, molecular function: prenyltransferase activity. The record is from RefSeq and is a predicted model, not a curated record. Gene Ontology annotation, biological process: isoprenoid biosynthetic process. Bases 1 to 477 code for a protein of 158 amino acids. The transcript has 2 exons.